Messenger RNA from Sodiomyces alkalinus F11, 2328 nucleotides. RefSeq names its product sugar transporter STL1. NCBI's taxonomy places the organism in Eukaryota, Fungi, Ascomycota, Sordariomycetes, Glomerellales, Plectosphaerellaceae. The record is from RefSeq and is a predicted model, not a curated record. Gene Ontology annotation, cellular component: membrane. Gene Ontology annotation, molecular function: carbohydrate:proton symporter activity. The coding region runs from base 274 to 2118 and encodes 614 amino acids. The transcript has a single exon. Gene Ontology annotation, biological process: carbohydrate transport; transmembrane transport.
GCUGCUUUCUUUGAUGUUUCCCCGGUGCCAGUACGACCCUUCGAAAGCUGCCUAGCGACUUGCCUUUCGAUCUAGGUCACUCCGCAUUUGUAUAAGACAGAUGACGAAGACGAAGACGAAGACGACAAGAGAACACAACUUCACAGUCUCACCUGUCCCAUCAUAUAGGCUUUCCAUCUUGAAUCCCUCCGUACCUCCCCUCCCUUCUUAAGCUUCCCUUUCUCUCUUCCCUUUGUUAUUGCCAGGGGAAAUCCGCGAUUCGCCUCCGUUAUCAUGUCGGAUACCGAAAAGACGGAUUCUCCAUCCCACACCCACACCCACACCCACGCCGGAACCGGAAAGACAACCGCAACCGGCAGGGUCGAGGAUGAACCAAAGAAGAGCUUCCUCGUGCGCUGGUGCAGCAAGAUGGGCGACCUCCCCGAGUGGAAAGUCGGCGGCGAACGCCUCCGAGGCCCCCGCCUGAACUGGGCCAUCGGCUUCAUCGCCAGCUGUGGCUUCCUCAUGUUCGGCUACGACCAGGGCGUCCUGUCCGGCCUGCUCACCCUCGACGACUUCCAGAGGAACCAGGCCCUCAUGACGCCCCUCGACGACAGCAACCCGCUCUGCUGGAACGACGACGGCUCCCGCGACGAGCGGUACUGCCACGGCGACGCCAACACCCAGGCCGCCGGCGUCGCCGUUUACCAGAUCGGCUGCUUUCUCGGCGCCCUCCUCAUUUUCUUCCAGGGCGAGACCUGGGGCCGUCGCUCGUCCACCUUCUGGGGCUCCGCCAUCAUGAUCCUCGGCACCGUCAUGCAGGCCGCCAGCUUCGAGUACGGCCUCUUCGUCUCGGGCCGUGUCGUCGGCGGUGUCGGCAACGGCAUGGUUACCUCCACCAUCCCCACCUGGCAGUCCGAGUGCGCUCGCCCCGAGAGGCGCGGCUUUCUGAUUCUGAUUUCCGGCGCCCUCAUUUCUGCUGGCAUCAUGAUCUCCUACUGGGUCGUCUACGGCUUCUACUUCCUCGAGGGCGAGGUCCGCUGGCGUUUCCCCCUGGCCUUCCAGUCCUUCUUCACCAUCGUCGUCAUGUGGGGUCUCCUGUAUCUUCCCGACUCGCCCCGUUGGCUCCUCAUGAAGGGUCGCACCGCCGAGGCCCGCCAGGUCACCGCUCGUCUGCUCGAUAAGCCCGAGGAUGCCCCCGAGGUCGACGCCGAGAUCUCCCAGAUCGCUUCGGCCUUGAACGUGCAAAAGAACACCGGUCGUUUCCGUCAUCUCCUCACCGGCGGUCCGUCCCAGAACUUCCGCCGCACCGCGCUCGGCGUGGCGGCCCAGUUCUUCCAGCAGUUCUGCGGCAUCAACCUCAUCACCUACUACGCCACCUUCGUCUUCGAGAACUCGCUGGGCUUCGGGCCCCAGCUCUCCCGCCUGUUGGCCGCCCUCAACGGCACCGAGUACUUCCUCGCCUCCCUCGUCGCCCUGCCGCUGAUCGAGCGCGUCGGCCGCCGCAAGCUCAUGCUCUUCGGCGCCAUCGGCAUGAUGGCCUCCAUGGCCAUCCUGGCGGGGACCACCUCCACUGGCGUGCCCGACGAGGACGGCGCGCCCGUGCUGUCCCUGGGCUACGGCGUGACCGCCGUCGUCUUCCUCUUCGGCUUCAACACCUUCUUCGCCCUCGGCUGGCUCGGCAUGACCUGGCUCUACCCCGCCGAGGUCACCAACCUCUCCAUCCGCAUCCAGGCCAACGCCCUCUCCACCUGCUCCAACUGGCUCUCCAACUUCGUCAUCGUCAUGAUCACCCCGCCCGCCUUCGCCAACCUGCAGUACCGCACCUACGUCAUCUUCGCCGUCCUCAACGCCGCCAUCAUCCCCUGCGUCUACUUCUUCUUCCCCGAGACCUCCCGCCGCUCCCUCGAGGAGAUCGACCUCUACUUCGCCAAGGCCUACGCCGAGAAGGUCUCCCCCGUCAAGACCGCCCGCGAGAUGCCCCGCUACGCCGCCCAGGACCUGGAGCGCGAGUUGGCCAGGUACUUUGACGCGGACGACGUCGAGCGCCGUCGUUCUGUCGCCACCCGUCCGUCUGCGUCGCAGGCGCGGGACACUUCUUCUUCCGAUCCCACCUCGGGUGAGGUGAGCGAGAAAUAAAUGGAGGGGUUUUCACUGACGUACGGCUUGGAUGUUUUCAAUUGUAUUCGAUACCCCCGGGGUUUGCCUAAAAGGCGCCGCUUGUUCCCCUGACCCCCAUGUCAUGUCGGUCACUUUUGGUAGAAUGGAAUGGCUUGUCGAUUGCUGGCAACACGAUGCUCUAGGCAUUUAUAGAUGAGAAGAAUCGAAACGUGCUGUGGCACCUGCUCU